Molecule: messenger RNA, 453 nt
Organism: Pseudogymnoascus destructans
Lineage: Eukaryota; Fungi; Ascomycota; Leotiomycetes; Thelebolales; Thelebolaceae
Exons: 1
Coding region: 1-453 (150 amino acids)
Source: RefSeq, a predicted model, not a curated record
AUGGUAUUCGAAUGGGGCCCAGAAGGCAUAUGUCGCGGUCUCCAUUUGACAACCGUGGCCCAUUACGAGCUCGAUCACCUAUCUCAAGAAGAUCUCCACCAGCAGGACCAAGGGGAGGUGGAUGGCGACCAAGGUCUCGUAGCCCACCGCGCCGUGACGACCGCGUCGCAGUUGGCCAGAUGUCGCUCACUUGGAGACGACCGCGAUCGCCAUCACCUUCGGGAGACAGAUCUUCAAGGAGAAACUCUGAACACAGCACACGGCGCCCAUCACCAAGACCUAGCUACCGCCCAGCGCCACCUGUGGAUGACCUUCAGACUAUGCGUUCACCCUUUCCACGAGACAGGUCUCCGCGCCGGGACUCCACGCGAUCUACGCCACGGGAACGAUCGCCAGCUCGCGCAGCCUGCUUCAGUUAGGGGUUCGCUCGCCUCGGUUUCUACUUCGGAGUGA